AUGGCAAACCACUCCCAACUAGGAUUCCAAGACGCCUCAUCCCCCAUUAUAGAAGAACUUGUCGAAUUCCACGACCAUGCCCUAAUAGUAGCACUAGCAAUCUGCAGCCUAGUACUGUACCUUCUAACCCUAAUACUACUCGAAAAACUAUCAUCAAAUACCGUAGACGCCCAAGAAGUCGAACUAAUUUGAACAAUUCUCCCCGCCAUCGUCCUAAUCCUGCUUGCCCUCCCUUCCCUCCAAAUUUUAUAUAUAAUAGACGAAAUUGAUGAGCCCGACCUUACCCUAAAAGCCAUCGGACACCAAUGAUAUUGAUCCUACGAGUAUACAGACUUCAAAGAUCUCUCAUUUGACUCCUACAUGGUCCCAACAACUGACCUCCCCAAAGGCCACUUCCGACUUCUAGAGGUCGAUCAUCGAAUUGUGAUCCCCAUAGAAUCUCCCAUCCGAAUAAUCAUCACCGCCGACGAUGUCCUCCAUUCUUGAGCCGUCCCCACCCUGGGAGUUAAAACAGACGCAAUCCCAGGACGACUUAACCAAACCUCCUUCAUUACCACCCGCCCAGGAGUGUUCUACGGGCAGUGCUCAGAAAUCUGUGGGGCUAACCAUAGCUACAUACCAAUCGUAGUAGAAUCAACCCCUCUAAAACACUUCGAAGCUUGAUCUUCACUGCUAUCAUCUUAA
Molecule: messenger RNA, 684 nt
Organism: Numida meleagris (helmeted guineafowl)
Lineage: Eukaryota; Metazoa; Chordata; Aves; Galliformes; Numididae
Source: the annotation of a RefSeq genome assembly